Molecule: messenger RNA, 716 nt
Organism: Scheffersomyces amazonensis
Lineage: Eukaryota; Fungi; Ascomycota; Pichiomycetes; Serinales; Debaryomycetaceae
Product: methylated-DNA--protein-cysteine methyltransferase
Exons: 1
Coding region: 37-627 (196 amino acids)
Biological process (GO): DNA repair
Molecular function (GO): methylated-DNA-[protein]-cysteine S-methyltransferase activity
Source: RefSeq, a predicted model, not a curated record
AUAUAAUUUCAUUAAUACAUAUAUUAUUAUUUAAGUAUGUCAAGCACUAACUUGUUCUAUACUAUCGUUGACGGGGAUAAAUAUCUUAGUCUUCUCGUUUUGGAUGGCGAAGGCAUUUUAUUAUACGCGUCUUUAGGCACUUCUCAAGCUUCUUUAGUUCAGCUUAUGAUGAAAGAUUUCAGAAGCAUAAAAGGUUAUCGAUUGAAUUCAUUUAGUUCUGCUUCUUCAAAAAUUCUUUCUGAUAAGAGUAGGUCUUUAUUAGUUAAGAAUAUUGAGUUAUUUAAAGGGUUGAUGAGUGAUAGUCCAUCUUCAAAAUCUAAAAUCAAGUAUAAGUUCAUAUUUGGAACACAACUCCAAAGAAAAGUUUGGACUCAUCUUGUUGAUAAUGUUCCCUUUGGCGAAGUAACAAACUACUCAACUGUUGCUAAAGAUUUGAAUAAGCUGGCCCUGUCGAGUCGAGCCAUUGGAAAUUGCAUUGGUUCCAAUAAACUUGCAAUAAUAGUUCCUUGUCAUAGAGUACUUGGAAGUAAAGGUACUUUGAAUGGGUAUCGCUAUGGAGUUCUGGUUAAAAGAAUGUUAUUAAGAGCAGAAUUAGGUGAUAACUUUGGAAAAUAUGUCAAGAGCUGAAGUCUGUAUUUGUCUGUCUACGAGUCUUAUUCUUCGAUUGUAUCGCGUUAUUUAUUUCAUUUUGGUUAACUUUUAUUAAUAUAUACCUG